Messenger RNA from Trichechus manatus latirostris (Florida manatee), 1202 nucleotides. It is a transcript of the gene SRD5A3, whose product is annotated as steroid 5 alpha-reductase 3. Lineage: Eukaryota; Metazoa; Chordata; Mammalia; Sirenia; Trichechidae. Gene Ontology annotation, biological process: dolichol-linked oligosaccharide biosynthetic process; polyprenol catabolic process. The record is from RefSeq and is a predicted model, not a curated record. Gene Ontology annotation, cellular component: endoplasmic reticulum. The transcript is spliced from 5 exons. Gene Ontology annotation, molecular function: 3-oxo-5-alpha-steroid 4-dehydrogenase activity. The coding region runs from base 38 to 994 and encodes 318 amino acids.
CAGCGCGGGCUGGCUGCACAGGCCUGUCGCGCUGGCCAUGGCUCCCUGGGCUGGAGCCGAGCUCUCCACGCUGAACCCGCUAAGCGCGGUGUGGCUCACGCUGGCCGCCGCCUUCUUGGUCACCCUGCUGCUGCAGCUGGUGCCGGCGGGCCUGUUCCCGGGCUGCCCGCUUUUCCAAGACCUGAUCCGCUAUGGGAAGACCAAAGGUGCUAGGCCGCCGCGCCCAGCCGCGUGCCAGGCCUUUGAUAUCCCCAAGAGGUAUUUUUCACAUUUCUAUAUCGUCUCUGUGGUGUGGAAUGGUUUCCUGCUUUGGUGCCUUAUUCAGCCUCUUUUUCUGGGAGCACCUUUUCCGAACUGGCUUCAUGGUUUGCUCAGAAUUCUUGGGGCUUCCCAGUUCCAAGGAGGUGAGCUGGCACUGUCUGCAUUCUUAGUGUUGGUAUUUCUGUGGCUGCACAGCUUGCGAAGACUCUUUGAGUGCUUCUACGUCAGUGUCUUCUCCAAUGCCAUGAUUAAUGUCGUGCAGUACUGUUUUGGACUUGUUUACUAUGUUCUCAUCGGCCUCACUGUGCUGAGCCAAGUGCCAAUGGAUGGCAGGAAUGCGUAUGUAAUAGGGAAGAAUCUAUUGAUGCAAGCACGGUGGUUCCAUAUCCUCGGAAUGCUGAUGUUCAUCUGGUCAUCUGCCCAUCAGUAUAAGUGCCAUGUAAUUCUCGGCAAUCUCAGGAAAAACAAAGCAGGAGUGGUCAUUCACUGUAACUACAGAAUUCCUUUUGGAGACUGGUUUGAAUAUGUUUCUUCCCCUAACUAUUUAGCAGAGCUGAUGAUCUACAUUUCCAUGGCCGUCACCUUUGGGUUCCACAACAUAACUUGGUGGCUGGUGGUAACAUACGUCUUCUUCAGCCAGGCCCUGGCUGCUUUCCUCAGCCACAAAUUCUACAAAAGCAAAUUUGUCUCCUACCCAAAGCAUAGGAAAGCUUUCUUGCCAUUUUUGUUUUAAGAUAAGCUAAGCCAUGAAGAAUGUAAACUAGGUGACAGACUUAAUUCCUAAGGACAAAGAAGUCUAGAGACCAAAGUACAGUUUCUGUAGAACUGUUUGAAACUCUCUGUUCUGUUUUUAUACCCCAAAGUCCUCCCUUAAUGAACAAAGCCAUCCCCCUUGAGAAAAUGAAUCUUAAAGUGUCUUCAGAGAAGAAAUACUUUUGACA